Molecule: messenger RNA, 1874 nt
Organism: Mytilus trossulus (common blue mussel)
Lineage: Eukaryota; Metazoa; Mollusca; Bivalvia; Mytilida; Mytilidae
Product: U1 small nuclear ribonucleoprotein A-like
Exons: 7
Coding region: 115-843 (242 amino acids)
Biological process (GO): mRNA splicing, via spliceosome
Cellular component (GO): U1 snRNP
Molecular function (GO): U1 snRNA binding
Source: RefSeq, a predicted model, not a curated record
UUAACUUCGGAAUUAUCCGUAGUCGGACCCGGAAGGUGUUUUGUUACUUACACAUCUGUACGUUUUGAGCACGCGUUUGUUUGGAGCCGGCUGAAGAAAGAUCAAAAGAUAAAAAUGGAUAUUAGACCUAAUCAGUCGAUAUACAUCAAUAACCUGAAUGAAAAAAUUAAAAAAGAUGAAUUGAAGAAAUCCUUGUAUGCCAUAUUUUCACAGUUUGGACAGAUUUUAGACAUUGUUGCUUUGAAGACAUUGAAGAUGAGGGGACAAGCAUUUGUUAUAUUUAAAGAUAUCAACAGUGCAAAUAGUGCAUUACGAUCAAUGCAAGGUUUUCCUUUCUAUGACAAACCCAUGAGAAUUCAGUAUUCUAGAAAGGAUUCUGAUUUAGUAGCCAAAAUGAAAGGAACAUUUGUAGAGAGACCAAAGAGAAAGAAGGAAGAAGAACCAGAAGUGAAGAAAAAGAAGAAAACACCAGCAUCACAAAGACAAAAUGCUGCUCCAGCACCACAAACACCUGCCAUGGCACAAGUACCACAGAUCAAUCCAGCCACAACAGCUCCAUCACAGCCUCCUGCAGCACCAGCUGGGCCUACAACGAUACCUGAACAACCACCUAACCAGAUCUUAUUCUUAACAAAUCUACCUGAAGAAACAAAUGAGAUGAUGUUGUCCAUGUUGUUCAAUCAAUUCCCUGGUUUCAAGGAAGUACGUUUGGUACCAGGUAGACAUGACAUUGCUUUUGUUGAAUUUGAAAAUGAGGUUCAGUCUGCCGCUGCUAAAGAGGCGUUACAAGGAUUCAAGAUCACACCAACAAAUGCAAUGAAGAUAUCAUUUGCCAAAAAAUAGACCAAUUCUGAUGAGGACCUAGUAUUGUUGUUGUUAUUAUUUUUUUUUAUCUUGAAUCAUGCUGAAAUUCAGUUUAAAAAUAUGGAGUGUGUUUAGAGGGUUUUGACAUUUGAAAGAAAUUGUGUAACUACAAAUAGACUUGCUAUUCAAUUUAAAAAAGUUUUUAUUUUUAAUUUGUAGGCAAAUCUUUUGACUCUGAGUAUAGUAAAAUACAAUGAUUUUUUUUUUUCAAAUUUCAAAUUGAUUGCCCUUAGGUUAUUGAAGUAACUCGCCAAAUUACUUAUACUAAGGAAUAUUUUAUCAAUUUUUGUUUAAGGGGUGGUGACAAAGGAGAACUGGUCUUGAACAGCUGUGAAUAUUACUGAAUUGUACAUGUAUCUAAAUAUUUUAUAAAUUUUAAUGUACUAUUGUUGGUCAAGUUGGUAGCUAUUUAUACUUUUCAAUGUAGAGAAGAAAAGGGGGGAUGGUGAAGUGUAAGAAUACUGUAAAUGAGCAAACUCAAUCAUAAAAUGUCAAUUUAAUCCUUUUGAAUAAGUUUGGUAGGUAUUUUCACAUGAAACUACUGAUGUAGUUUCAUAUUCUUCUUUGAAAUAAUUGAUAUUGAGGCUUAAUUUCUUUCUUUGGAAUAAUAGAUUUUACAGGCUUAUGCUUUCUUUGGAAAAAUAGAUUUUAAAGGCUUAAGCUUUCUUCGGAAUAAUAGAUUUUAAAGACUUAUCUUUCUUUGGAAUAAUAGAUUUUAAAGGUUUAAGCUUUCUUUGGAAUAAUUGAUUUUAAAGGCUUAGGCUUUCUUUGGGAUAACAGAUAUUGAAGGCUCACAGUGUUGGUGAAUACUGGUAGGUAACACUUCCGGUAGGUAGAUAGAUAUUGUUAUUGGCAUUGCACUGAGCCAACUGUUGUUAUAUACAGCAUUGCACCCUCUGUCAGCUUUAUACAGAUAGUCAUCAUAAUCAUCAAACAUUCUGUAUAGCUGGCAUUGCACAAAGGGCUAUCAUCUUUGUAAUAUUGAUUUGUCAAUAAAUCUGAUUCAUUUA